Trichechus manatus latirostris (Florida manatee) is the source of this 2836-nucleotide messenger RNA. It is a transcript of the gene TSG101, whose product is annotated as tumor susceptibility 101. Gene Ontology annotation, molecular function: ubiquitin binding. The record is from RefSeq and is a predicted model, not a curated record. Gene Ontology annotation, biological process: endosome to lysosome transport; protein modification process; protein transport. Gene Ontology annotation, cellular component: ESCRT I complex. The transcript is spliced from 8 exons. NCBI's taxonomy places the organism in Eukaryota, Metazoa, Chordata, Mammalia, Sirenia, Trichechidae. Bases 1372 to 2562 code for a protein of 396 amino acids.
AAGUCAGUCACAAAAGGAAAAAGAAAAAAGUAAAAAUAAUUUAACUUUGUCAGGUCGAUUUAUAUGAAAGGAAGAAAAUUUUUAAGGAUUCCAGCUUUUUUUCAUAUUUUGUUUGGUUUCAGGUAGGAUCUUGCACUUUAGUGAGGUAGUAUAGUGCAUUUGACUCUAAAUUUUUUUUUGAUCUUCCACAGAAGUAAAACAUUUCAAGCAUCCCUGAGUAUAUAUAGAAAUUAUACAUGUAACGUAUGAAUUUAUUGCGUACCUUAAAAAGCCCAAAAUAGAAAUUAUAAAAGAAGGUGAAGAAACAGUUCUUUUUAAUAUCUUGCUAAUCUUAGUGGUUUCAUAUUAUUGUUAGCUAUUAUAGAAGGCUUAUACUACACUUAAGAAGCGCUGGUGGUACAGUGGUUAAAGUGCUCAAUUGCUAACCAAAAGUUCGAUGUUCAAACCUACCAGCUGUUCCGCUUGAGAAAGAUGUGGCAGUCUGCUUCCGUAAAGACUUACAACCUUGAAAACCUUUGGGGGCAGUUCUGCUCUGUCCUGUAGGGUUGCUAUGAGUCGAAAUCAACUUGACACUUAGACAAGGUUUCAAGGGUUAUUAUAGUGUACGUAAGGCCAUAUUUCAAAUCUUGAUCAUUUCGAAUGCUUUUUGAUUAUCAUUAUUUUUUAACCUCUUAAUAUGCAUGACAGAGAGUGUCUACCAGAAGUUUCAGCUCUGUCUUUUUUCCUUCUGUUUUCUAGUGCUUGUAUUUUUAUUACUAUCAAUUGUUCCUUUGCAGGAAUCUUUUUAAAUCUUUGACCAUUUUUUUGAGGAUUGGUUUAGUUAAAGUCAUAAUAGAAAUUAUUUUUGCAUAGCAGUGGAAUAUCUCAAAAUUGGGAGACAAUUGGUACAACAAAUGUAGAUUUUUGAGUAAAGACCUGAAAACAAAUAAUGUAUCUCCAACUUACUUUUGUGCCCAAAUGACCUUGGACAAAUCACAAUUUCUUGGAUUCACCUCAGUUUUUUCCCCAGUCUCAAAUGAGAUAAUACUGUGAAGCACUUUGUAAUCUGUAAAGCACUAUACAAGUAUUAAUUAUUAUCAUUGAUAAUAUUAUUUGCUAUGAUCUUUUCCUUUCUUGACAAACUCAAAAAAUGCUACUACCAUUAGCCUUUGUUGUAGGGAUGAAAGAUGUGUAAGAAUCUUGUCAUCUUGUCCUUAUUUAGGACAAGAAUACUCAGAUGCUGUUUUUGAAUUUUUUAAAACCUAAUUAAGAUUCCUAAUUUUCCCCUAGAGGAAACUGCUUUCAAAGACAGAGGGAGGACAUCUUUAGAAGAUAACUUUAUACCUCUACCUGCCUCUCCCACCCCACCUCUUUUCACCCUAAGAACAAAAAAUGAGCAUGUACAAAUACAGAGACCUAACUGUACGUGAAACUAUCAAUGUUAUUACUCUGUACAAAGAUCUCAAACCUGUGUUGGAUUCAUAUGUUUUUAAUGAUGGCAGUUCAAGGGAGCUAAUGAACCUCACUGGAACAAUUCCUGUGCCUUAUAGAGGUAAUACAUACAACAUUCCAAUAUGCCUGUGGCUGCUGGACACAUAUCCAUAUAAUCCCCCUAUCUGUUUCGUUAAGCCUACUAGCUCUAUGACUAUUAAAACGGGAAAGCAUGUUGAUGCAAAUGGGAAAAUAUAUCUUCCUUAUCUACAUGAAUGGAAACAUCCACAGUCAGACUUGUUGGGGCUUAUUCAGGUCAUGAUUGUAGUGUUUGGAGAUGAACCUCCAGUCUUCUCUCGUCCUAAUGUUUCAGCAUCCUAUCCACCAUACCAGGCAACAGGCCCGCCAAAUACUUCCUACAUGCCAGGUAUGCCAAGUGGAAUCUCUGCAUACCCAUCCGGAUACCCUCCCAAUCCCAGUGGUUACCCAGGCUGUCCUUACCCACCUGGUGGUCAGUAUCCUGCCACAACAAGUUCCCAGUACCCUUCUCAGCCUCCUGUGACCACUGUUGCAGAUGCCAGAAGAAAGCAGAAGCAGGUAUGGAUAUGUGGUCAUUCGUAUGUUUUCUGGGCUGAAAAACGGGCACUCAAGAGAAGCUUUGGUUCCCAGCUGGGCAUUUCCGUGGAGGAUGCCAGACUCCACUGGAUAGGGAAGAGUGGCAUGAUGUGGGAUCAGUUAACUCCCACCUUAGUUCAUGCACGGCGCCGUCUGCCAGAUCCUGAUGUGCUGGUGGUGCACCUGGGUGGCAAUGAUCUGGGAGUGAUGGAGUUGUUGGAUAUUAUAACUCGAAUAAAGAAAGAUUUAAGAUUUAUCAAGCAAAUGUUCAAGAAUGUUACUAUAGUGUGGUCCAAUAUGAUACCCAGAAAAGUGUGGUACAACUCAGCGAAGCCACAUUUUAUGAAUAAAUGUGUGAAGAAAGGCAAUGAACUAAUUGGUUCCUUUAUGAAGUUCAUCGGAGGAUCUACUAUCAGCCAUGCUUCACUUGUGCCAGAAUCUCCAGGUUUAUUUCAUCUCAAUGGAGUGCUUUUAUCAGAAAGUGGUACAGAUAUCUUCAACCUUGAUUUACUUAGUGUUUUGGAAACUUUGAUAUAACUGAGGGGGUUAGGUCAGAAGGAAAAUAACAAAAUAAGGUGCUUCUGGCCUAGGAACUUGCCCUUGAGUAAGACGGAUCUGGUGUCUGAACACCUUGGAAUCUAUUGUUUGGAUUCUUGUCCUUGAAAGGUGUUAUGUAGCUAAUGCAUAUCUUGAGGGACAGUUCUUUGGAUAAAAGAAUCCAUGAAGGGAUAGAUGUGCCUUUGUGAUGUGUAACAUUAAUUUUUUCCUUUCUUCCAGUGGAAUUCCAUUUCCAAAUGAAAAGUUUUAUGUA